AAGUCUACUAAAUACACUCGGUUAAGUUUUCCCUCCUCUCACUUUCUGACUCCGAGUGCUAAAGACUCGGGACGAAGAGUGAAAGAGGGAGAGAGAGUAGAGACGAUGAAGCACAUUUUCAAGAAGCUUCACUUUGGUGGUAAUCACGACCCCAAUCGAUCGAACGAAAUCCCUGCGCCAUCUUUAUCUUCUUCUUGUGCAUCUGAUAACCGUCAAAAUUCCGGCCAAAAUUCUGGUCAAUCUCCGGCGAGUCCGUCUUCUUUGUCGUCGUCGUCUUCACCUGCUCCAGCAAGUACUGUUAGUGCGCCUAGUGCGCUUACUUCGGUCUCAAUCGAUCGACAGGAUUAUUUUUCCUCCGAAGAAGAAUUCCAGGUUCAAUUAGCCCUAGCGAUCAGUGCAUCCAACUCGGAUUUCCGUGAUGAUCCUGAUAAUGAUCAGAUCCGUGCGGCGACUUUGUUGAGCUUGGGACGUCUUCGAAUUGAUUCAGCAAGAGAAGUGGAUGAAGCUGCUGAAUCGUUGUCGCGUCGGUAUUGGGACUAUAAUGUGCUUGACUAUGAAGAGAAAGUGGUGGAUGGUUUCUAUGAUGUAUUUGGGUUAACAAGUGGUCCUUCAAGCCAAGGAAAAAUCCCUUCACUUGCAGAUCUUCAAACAAAUGUUGGGGAUCCUGGUUUUGAAGUUGUUAUAAUCAAUCGGGCACUUGAUCCUGCGCUUGAAGAGUUGAAGCAAGUUGCACAUUGUAUUGCAUUAGAUUGUCCUACUCCUGAUGUUGGUCUUUUGGUACAGAGGCUUGCCGAUCUUGUUACAGAGCACAUGGGUGGGCCAGUCAAGGAUGCUAAUAUCAUGCUGGCAAGGUGGAUGGAAAGAAGUACAGAGUUACGGACUUCUCUUCAAACCAGUGUGUUGCCCAUUGGGUCUUUAAACAUUGGUCUAUCACGUCACCGUGCUUUGCUUUUCAAGGUACUAGCAGAUAACAUUGGGGUUCCUUGCAGACUGGUUAAAGGAAGUCAUUACACUGGCAUUGAGGAUGAUGCUGUCAACAUAAUUAAGUUGGAGAAUGAUAGGGAAUUUUUGGUUGAUCUGAUGGCAGCUCCUGGGACACUUAUACCAGCUGAUAUUCUGAGUACAAAAGAUGCUUCCUUCAACUCCUAUAAUCCGAAAUUGAACAAAGCUCCCUCUUUCCGGGCAGCUAAUGAGGUGGGAGUCAGUUACUCAAGGCCAGAGCCAUUACAUGGUGAAUGUAGUGGUGGAAAUGGAAAAUCUAUCCUUGAGAAUAAUACAACCUCAGAUAGAAUUGUAAGUCCUCAAAAAACACAAUUAGUGCCUUCUGUCUCGCCUACUAGCAGUGGAAUGCUGCCCCCACAGAUUGGCAGCAGUUCUGCUGGAAAUUCAAAGAUUUUGCUUUCUGCUAAUCAGUCGCAUAAUCUAUCUUCUUUGGCUGCUGGAAAUUCCUCACAGAAUAAAGGGAAUCAAGAAGGCCUUGUUGUUGGUGAUAGUGUGAAGGAGCAUAUUAACUUAGUGCCUUAUCCUCAAGAUACCAAGGAGGACUCUCAAAACCUUUUUGCAGAUCUUAAUCCUUUUCAAAUAAGAGGAUCCAGCAAAACUUCUGGACAGAAAAUACCACCAGACUAUAAAGUUAAUGAUUUUCAGAGGCAGAAAGAAAACAUUGCCUCAGGUCCUGGGAGACCCCCUUUGCCAUUGAAAUGGAAGAAUCGUUCUACGUGCAAUGAGGUGCCUAGAACAAAACAGUACGAAUUUGUGGAAGGACUCUUUCCAAGGAACAAGCAAGAAGCUCAAGAUUAUAAUGCAUCGUCAUCAGCUUCCCCCAGCUAUGUUACUUCAGAAAAAGUCUAUGCUGAAAUUUCUAAAGUUAACACUUCUGAGGCCUCCACAGUUUCUCAUAUAGCGAGUACAAGUAAAGCUGACAUGAAUACCUCUGGUUGUGGAAAUUCAGUGGUGACAUCGAACACAACUCAAUAUGAUAGAUUGCCUUCUGAUGAGGGUGUCAUUCAAAUGAAUAGACCACUCGCAUCAGUUCAAUCUCUUGAGAAAAAUCUUCAGCAAGAUUAUUGUCGUAAAGAUGGGGCAGUUUUGCAGAAUAGCAUGGUAGACCAGACAAAUGUUCAUGGCAAGAAUAUUGUCGGUAAGCUUGACCGAAGAAAGUGUACUCAUGACAGAUUUAUGAACACUAGCUCAAAAUCGAAGGAUCAGGAAAGUUCAAGUUCAGCAGUAGAUACCAGUCCAAGUAGGCUUGACACAAUGCUAGAUGAUGUAGCAGAAUGUGAAAUCCCGUGGGAAGACCUUGUCAUUGGUGAAAGGAUUGGAUUAGGUUCUUAUGGGGAGGUUUACCAUGCUGAUUGGAAUGGCACAGAGGUAGCUGUGAAAAAGUUUCUGGAUCAGGAUUUCUCUGGCGAUGCUUUGGAAGAGUUCAGAAGUGAGGUGCGAAUUAUGCGCAGGUUGCGUCAUCCAAAUGUUGUUCUUUUCAUGGGUGCCGUCACCCGUCCUCCCCACCUUUCUAUAGUCACAGAGUUUCUUCCAAGGGGAAGCUUAUACCGUAUUCUUCAUCGUCCUAAUUGUCAAAUCGAUGAAAAGCGCAGAAUAAAAAUGGCUCUUGAUGUGGCCAAAGGUAUGAAUUGCUUGCAUGCUAGCACACCAACAGUUGUUCAUCGUGAUCUGAAAUCACCAAAUUUAUUGGUUGACAAGAAUUGGAAUGUCAAGGUUUCUGAUUUUGGACUCUCACGAUUGAAGCACCAUACAUUUUUGUCUUCCAAGUCCACUGCUGGAACGCCGGAGUGGAUGGCGCCUGAAGUUCUCCGCAAUGAACCCUCCAAUGAGAAGUGUGAUGUCUAUAGCUUUGGAAUCAUUCUGUGGGAGCUUGCGACAUUGAGAAUGCCAUGGAGUGGAAUGAACCCAAUGCAGGUGGUAGGUGCAGUGGGAUUUCAGAAUCGCCGACUUGACAUUCCCAAGGAAGUUGAUCCCUUGGUUGCAAGAAUAAUUUGGGAAUGCUGGCAAACUGAUCCGAACUUGCGCCCUUCAUUUGCGCAGCUCACGACAGCUCUCAAGCCCUUGCAGCAGCUUGUCAUCCCUUCACUUUCAGACCAGCAAAGUUCUCUGCCGCAGGAGAUAUCCGUGAACUCUACACCUUAGAAAGAGCUUCAGCUUCCCAACUGUGAAUAAAAAGGAAACAAGCUGUUGCUUUUUUCAGGGGUGAAGGUAAAUAUGAGAAUUAGAAAGUGGGCAUUGGUCCUUGAUAAUAGUUAGAUGAUUGUAUGUGUUUCUGCCACAUGUAAGGCCUCAGUGGCAUUUUUGUACAGGGUGUUGAUGGUUCUAUCUACACACACACACACACACACAAAUGCUUUGUAGAGGGUUACUGGAUUCAUAGUUUUAUAUUGUAAUAUGAAAACAAAUUUCUGAUUGUAUUUCUAAUGAAAUUGAUGAA
Messenger RNA from Telopea speciosissima, 3439 nucleotides. RefSeq names its product serine/threonine-protein kinase EDR1. Gene Ontology annotation, molecular function: protein kinase activity; ATP binding. Lineage: Eukaryota; Viridiplantae; Streptophyta; Magnoliopsida; Proteales; Proteaceae. Bases 106 to 3144 code for a protein of 1012 amino acids. The transcript is spliced from 14 exons. Gene Ontology annotation, biological process: protein phosphorylation. The record is from RefSeq and is a predicted model, not a curated record.